CCCGCUGGUCGGCCUGGAGAAGGGGGUUCCGCGCGGACGUCGUUGGAGCACUGAUAACCUCCUGCGCCGGGUGAGGGAGGACGGAAGACUGUGGCUGACCUCAUCACUGGGUGGACUCUGCCCCUUGCAGGAGGAUGACUCGGGAGGAGGCUGGGCGUCUGCCCCAAGUACUGGCCCGGGUCGGGGCCUCCCAUGGUAUCACCGACCUGGCCUGCAAGCUCCGUUUCUAUGACGACUGGGCUCCGGAGUAUGACCAGGAUGUGGCUGCUUUGAAGUACCGAGCCCCGCGCCUUGCUGUGGAUUGUCUCAGUCGAGCCCUUCGGGGCCCACCCCAUGAUGCCCUGAUCCUGGAUGUGGCCUGUGGCACUGGCCUGGUAGCUGUGGAGCUGCAGGCUCAGGGCUUCCUCCAGGUGCAGGGGGUGGAUGGAAGCCCGGAAAUGCUGAAGCAGGCGCGGGCACGUGGCCUGUACCACCACCUUAGCCUCUGUACCCUGGGCCAGGAGCCACUGCCCAACCCUGAAGGGACCUUUGACGCGGUGAUCAUUGUGGGUGCCCUCAGUGAGGGACAGGUGCCCUGCAGUGCCAUACCUGAGCUCUUAAGAGUCACCAAGCCAGGUGGACUUGUUUGUCUGACUACCAGGACCAACCCAUCCAACCUUGCAUACAAGGAGGCGCUGGAAGCGACCUUAGACUCCCUGGAGCAGGCUGGAGCCUGGGAACGCCUGGUGACCCAGCCUGUGGACCACUGGGAGCUAGCAACUUCAGAACAAGAGACUGGGCCAGGCCCCUGUGCCAAGGAUGGCUUCAUCUCUGGCAUCAUCUACCUUUACCGAAAGCAGGAGACAGUGCAGGGGGACGGAGGGGGGCUCAGUAUUGAGCCCCUAGUUGAUCACUGAUCCUCUAUGUAUGGUCUCAGCCCAGUGUGUUUUCUUGGCUUUCCCAGCUCUGUCUGUAAAACGGGUCCAUCUUAGCCACUCCCAUUAGGAGUACUCUGCUAGGUAUAGCCCAAAGAGACUGAAAAGACUCCUCGAGUUUCUUUGGACCCAGGACUGGAGUGAUCAUCAACAGUGCUUGCUCCGUAAAGCGUGAGAAACUGAGUGGCUGUCUUCAGUAUCCACAUACAGAUCUCAAGUUUCCAGCUUGCCCGUGUGUAAUACCACCAUUGGGGUGGGAGAUAGGUGAAUCACUCAGCAGGUGACCGACCAAAACAGGCAGCUCUCCACUCAGUGAGGCAUCCUGUCUUAGAGUAAUAAGGCAGACAGCUGAGAGUGAUGGAGAGUGACAGAGAGGACGACCCCCAGCCCCUUGCCUGCCCUGUGCGAGCGCACCCGUACACUCAGGUGCACGAACCACACAGAUACCAGGUACAGAAAAAAAAAUAGAAAAUAAAACAACACAGAGACCAGUGAGUACUGUAACACAACCAAGCGCCAUCCCACCCCCAUUUUGCAAAAGACGUUGAAUUAGAACCAGCAAGAUGGCUCGGCAGAUAAAGCCACACUUACCACCCAGCCUGAUAACCUGAGUUGGAUCCUCAGGAGUCACUUGGUGAAUGGAGAGAAAUGAUGCCUACAAGUUGUCCUUUGCCAUCUACAUAGCAUAAAGCACACACACACACACACACACACAAGGGUACUCAAGGUAAGUAAGGGCGUCCCUCAAACACACACACUAAGAUCAAUGGUGAUGCAUGCUUUUACUCCUUCGAGAUCUCAGGAGGCAGAGGCAGGUGGA
Mus pahari (shrew mouse) is the source of this 1734-nucleotide messenger RNA. RefSeq names its product methyltransferase like 27 (gene Mettl27). NCBI's taxonomy places the organism in Eukaryota, Metazoa, Chordata, Mammalia, Rodentia, Muridae. The record is from RefSeq and is a predicted model, not a curated record. The transcript has 6 exons. The coding region runs from base 135 to 896 and encodes 253 amino acids.